UUCAGCGACCCUUUUAACAAGCAUGGCUUCCAACGUGCCAGUCAAGAAAACCAGACUGGGAAAAAACAAGAAGAAAGCAUGGAAGGCAAUCGAUAUAUCAGAAGUAGAAGAUGUUUUAGAGGACGAAAGAAUGCAAGAAAGAACUGGGGGUCUUGUAGCUGAGAAGUCAGAUGACCAGUUGUUUAUGGUUGAUAAAGAUGCCUUCGAUCCAAAGGAAAAUGACACAAAAUUUCAAAAGAAAAACAGAAAAAGAGCCCUGAAAUGCCAUGCCAGCCUUGAACCAGACCCCAACAUCAAGCCUAUAACUAUAUCUCACAAUAUCAAGAAAGUACAACCAGAAGUAGAGAGACUGAGCAGAAGGAUAAAAAGUGGUAAAAAAACUUUAACAGAGAGAAAAGCAGAAAAGCAGCGCAUAGCAAGAAACAAACAAAGAGCAGAAACACGGAGAAACAAGAAUGUGUUACCUGUAGCAAACUUUGACUUAUGGGAGACAGAUGUGAAUGCUGAUAUCAGGGAAGAGGACCCUCAUUUCUGUGUGAUAACAAAAAGGAGAAGAAUCAAUGUACCAAAACAUUACAAUAAAAAACCAUCCGAGAUGACAGGUGUACAGGUUCCUGAUCCUGGAGCAUCAUACAAUCCUUCAUAUAACGAUCACCAGAAUUUGCUAGCCAAAGCAUAUGAUGUAGAGGUGAAACGAGAACGGAAGGAAAGGAAACUCUACAAUGCUGUGGAAGCUAAGUUUAGGUCAAUCUCCGCAGCUGAACUAGAGGCAAAUCUUCAAGCAGAAAUGACAGCAGGACUGAAUAAGGAAGAGGAAGAUCCGGUCGAAUUUACAGAGGAGGAGCUGGAAAAACUGUCUGUCGCUCCCCCUGUCCGCAGAGAGGACAAAAAAACCAGGAUCCAGAGAAAUAAAGAGAAAAAUAUUAAAGAGAAGAAACAUGGUAAAAUAAAAGAGAAAACAACUAAAACCAGGGAAAAAGAGAUAUUCAGGUUAAAGACUAUCAAAGCUGAAAUAAAGGCCAGAGAGAAGAAACUGUCAGAGAGGGCGAAACAGAAAAAAGAACGAUACGAAAAGUCAGGCAUGAAUACACGAAAGUUGGGGAAAGUAAAAUUUGAAGAAGCUGAGAUUGAGAUUAAGUUAAGUGAAGAGUUGCCUGGAUCUCUCAGACUCUUAAAGCCAGAAGGACAUUUAUUGGUGGACAGAUUUAAGAGUUUACAGAAAAGAAAUGUAAUCGAGCCAAGACUUGAAGCAAGCAAGAAGCGGAAAUAUAAACCGAAGUUAUUCUUGAAAAAAGGAUACGAAAUAGAGGAGGUUGGGAAAAGGUGAAACAAAAA
Pecten maximus is the source of this 1335-nucleotide messenger RNA. RefSeq names its product ribosome biogenesis protein NOP53-like. Gene Ontology annotation, biological process: rRNA processing; ribosomal large subunit assembly. Gene Ontology annotation, cellular component: nucleolus. The record is from RefSeq and is a predicted model, not a curated record. Gene Ontology annotation, molecular function: 5S rRNA binding. The coding region runs from base 23 to 1327 and encodes 434 amino acids. NCBI's taxonomy places the organism in Eukaryota, Metazoa, Mollusca, Bivalvia, Pectinida, Pectinidae. The transcript is spliced from 14 exons.